CGUUUGAUGCCGGCACGCCAAACAACAGUUUGAGCUUUUUUUUUUUGUUGUAAUAUAUGUGUAGUUAAAAAAAGUGUUAUAUUUUUUAAAUAUUAACAAAAUUAUUAGUUAAAAUAAUAUAUUAAUAAAUUAUUAAAAGUUAAAAUGGCUAUGGCAACAACUCAGGUUAAAGGAAGUGGAUGGCCUAGACGAGCAAGUAAUAGCUCUUUUGAAGGAAAACCAGUUCCAAAUCAAUCGGUGACAAUUAACAGGACAGUCAACUUAUAUCCUUUGACAAACUAUACAUUUGGAACGAAAGAGCCUCUGUUCGAGAAAGAUCCAUCAGUACCAGCAAGAUUUCAACGUAUGAGGGAUGAAUUUGAUAAAAUUGGAAUGCGAAGAAGUGUCGAAGGUGUACUACUGGUUCAUGAACAUGGUCUUCCUCAUGUUCUUCUCUUACAAUUAGGAACAACAUUUUUCAAAUUACCUGGUGGUGAGCUGAAUGCUGGAGAAGACGAGGUAGAGGGCCUAAAACGGCUCCUUACUGAGACAUUGGGACGACAGGAUGGUGUGAAACAGGAAUGGGUUAUUGAAGAUACAAUUGGUAAUUGGUGGCGUCCAAAUUUUGAACCACCACAGUAUCCAUAUGUACCACCUCACAUAACAAAGCCAAAAGAGCACAAACGCUUAUUUCUUGUUCAAUUACAAGAAAAAGGUACAUCGACUUUGUUCGCUGUCCCCAAGAAUUAUAAGCUCGUUGCAGCUCCACUUUUUGAACUAUAUGAUAAUUCUCAAGGAUAUGGUCCAAUAAUUUCAUCAUUACCACAGUCACUCUGCAGAUUCAAUUUUAUCUAUAUGUGAAGGAAAAAUCGUGAAGAUUGAAAGAUGAUGUUAUGAAUAUUAAAUUAAGUUAACUAUAACGAGCCCAUAACUUGGAAAAAAAAAUACGUAAUAAUAAAUAAAUCAACUCUGCGAACUAUAUUAUAAAAUAAUAAAAACUCAAACUAAAAAAAUUACUAAGUUAAAUUUAUAAAAUCAAUUGUAUGUGUGUAUAUGCUGACGAGUGUGUAGAAAAAAAAUAUUCAGUACUUUGUAAAUUAUAAGUUGCAUUUAAAAAUAUAAAAAAAAAAAGAAUUUUCUAAAUAUA
Molecule: messenger RNA, 1126 nt
Organism: Aphidius gifuensis
Lineage: Eukaryota; Metazoa; Arthropoda; Insecta; Hymenoptera; Braconidae
Gene: Cpsf5
Product: cleavage and polyadenylation specificity factor subunit 5
Exons: 6
Coding region: 145-840 (231 amino acids)
Cellular component (GO): mRNA cleavage factor complex
Molecular function (GO): mRNA binding
Source: RefSeq, a predicted model, not a curated record